AUGCACCUUCUACGUCGUCCACUCCCUCCCCGUCUUCGUCCGUUGUUACUAAGCGACAUAUCUAAUGGAUCCGAAAUUUUAUCACCACUUUCAUCAGCGUCCGGCUCACCAAAUAGUUCAGCUAGAUCAUCACGACCAUCGAGUCACACUCGUUCACCACGUCUUCUACCACCCCUGAGUGAGGAAGAUCGUCACCAUUCAAAUCCUGCCAUCGAAUCUCGACAGAAUGAGCCAUCAGCUGAUAACCAAUUGACUGUGGCAAUGAAAGAUAAGGAGACACCUGACCAAGACGAUGAUGAAAGCGAUGAAAGCGAAGACGAACGAGAAAAGAUUUUACGAGAAAGAAAUGAAAGAAAGUUGCUAACUCCACUAAAACCACGUGAAUAUUCACAUUUUAAUAAAUUGCAACGUUCAGUUACAACAGCCAAACAACGAUCACUUCUUCGAACUCCAAAACACAGAGGACCCCCUGCUCUACCAGCCAGACGAACACGUACUUUCUGUGAUAUUAAAUCCCAUUUCACGCAUAUAACAGACGACGAAUCGUACAAUGUCGCUAAUCGAUUUACUUUCAAUGAUUUCAUUCUUCAUUCGUCUGGAUCAAACACUCGAUCAUACGAAGAAACAGCUGUAAGAAAAGCUUUCCUAUCGAAAUAUACAUACAAGCAGGUAUGUGAAAUGAUUGCCGAACGUGUCUGGGCCGAUCGACGAGAAGGUGGACAAAUUCAUAUCCAAACAUUGGUACCUGAUAUCGAACCAUUUCAAAAUCGAGUACCUAUGCAUCAAAUCGUAGCUGAAAUGGCUCUUGUACUUCGACAACACAUGUCACAUAUAAUUGGCUCUCAACUGAAAAUGAAUAUACGAACAUUGCCAAGUUGGCGACAAAAGGAAGGGGCACACACGGAAAUUCUUCUCUACGAAAAGGAAAAUAAAAAAGAAUCUCAUGCUGAACUCGAAGAGACUGACGAUUCAUUUGAAUACAAACGCGAUACGGGGGCUCAGAUUGCCAUUUUAGAUAGUUUAAUAAAAAAUGGCACACAUUUAGAUUUACGUGCCUUUACAUUGGAAUAUCUUCCAGAUAUUUCCUUGAUGUACAUCACUUUAGUUGCCAUUGAUCUGUCCUACAACUGUUUCCAGACUAUUCCAGAAGAAUUAUUCGAAUGUACAAAGCUUGAACAUCUUUAUCUGCGUCAUAACCCGAUCUCUUCAAUAGGAUCUGGAAUGAAUAAACUACAAACGCUCGUUUUUCUCGAUAUGGCAUUUUGUCAGUUGACUGGUUCUCUUACCGAAAAUUUAUUUGGAUUGGUCAAUCUUCGUCAUUUGGAUAUAUCCUACAAUCUCGUCCAAAAUAUUCCGACCGGUAUAGCAAAUUUAAGAAAUCUUCGACAAUUGCUUUGUGAUGGGAACGAACUUAAUCAUUUCCCAGCAAGUACGAUUGGCAUGACUAAUCUUCGAUUGGUCACUGCAAAAAACACUUGGCUUUUACCUCCACUAGCCAUGGUUGAAAACUCAACAAAACCUCAAAAAUUACUUGAAUUAACCACUUCUCGUCUCAGUCAACUUCAUUGGAAGGAACUCUUCCAUAAAAUUCCCGAUUCGUCCAAAACCUUACUUGCUAAUGCUCAAUUAUGUGAUACUUGUUCGAACUUACGAAUUGGCCAUGGUUUUCGUAAAAUAAUCAUCUGUGAAAAUUUGUUUGGGAUUAAACUACUACCAGUUCUUUUUGUCAGUUGCACACCUGAAUGCAUACAACAAUUUUUAUCUGAUAAAGCUUAUAAUCGAAAAAAAAUGAAGUUGAUAACACAUAAUAUGUUAACAUCAAACAUUCUUAAAGGUGUUACCAAAGGUUUCCCGUUGAAAAUCAAAAAUGCCAAAUUCGAAACGGUUUCUGUUGAUUACAAUCGUGAUUUCAUCACUCGAAUCCUUCAACGUAUCGAAUAUGACGCACUCCGAUCAGCAAUAAAAGACUUAGGUUUAAAUGAAACGUUACCUGAAUCCUUAUCCGACAGUAUGCAAGACGACGAGGAAUUUUUGAAAAUAAUGCAUCGCGUCUUGCUGGAAUAUGAAAUUGAAGAAGGCGAAUUGAUUUGUCCCGAAACCGGUCGAUCGUUUCCGAUUUCCAAAGGUAUUCCGAAUAUGUUAUUACAAGAAACCGAAAUAUCCUAA
Molecule: messenger RNA, 2166 nt
Organism: Adineta ricciae
Lineage: Eukaryota; Metazoa; Rotifera; Eurotatoria; Adinetida; Adinetidae
Source: the annotation of a GenBank genome assembly